GAAGUAAGCUAUGCACAUUACUUGCAACUCACAAAGAGAAGUUGUCUCGUUCGUGUGUGAAAAUAUAUUUUCACAAUAGGCAGCCAUCUUUAAUUUAGAAUUAAAUUUACUGGAAAAUAAUCGUGUUAAAAUAACUAGAAAAAGUAAAAUUAAAUUGCAUCGAGCAGCAAAACAAUAAAACUACGCAACCAUAGCUUAUACAAACGCUUCAUAAACGCACGCUUUCGCUUAUCCAAUACACCCAAAAAAAUACCCAUUAAAAUACAUAUUCCUAUAUAGUAUAUCUAAGAAUCAUGGUCAGCGUUAAGGUCAACGUAAAUUCACAGCAAUUGCACUCGCGUCCUGCACAUUUGAACAACGGUAUCAACAAUCUUAAAGCAAACAUGGCAUUCCGUGGCAAUCAGAAUCGCAACCGUAACUUUGGUGGCGGCGGUAAUCAAUACGGCGGACCAAUGGGAGCCAAUCGCAUGGGCGGCAUGAAUAUGUCGCCAUGGGAAUCCCAGAAUCCCGGCGGCGGCCAAUUUGGCAACAAUAUGCGCCAAGGUGGCGGCCAGAUGAAUGCCCAGGCCAUUAAUUUGGCUAAUAAUCUGCUGAACAACCUAUUCGGCAAUCAGAAUCCACCCUCGCUGCUGGAUCUACCACGCGGCGGCAUGGGCAAUCGCAAUCAACGCGGCGGACCGAUGGUCAAUCGCGGCGGCGGUGCCGGCAAUCGUCUCAAUAAUCGUCGUGGCCAAGGAGGUUUCCAAAAUCGUGGCGUUACGGGUGGUCCAAAGCCCCCACAAAAGCAGGGCGCCGGCGGCAUUCGUAAACAGAAUGCUUUUGAUCGUGCCAAGAAACUUUUGGCUAAAAAUGCCAAUACUAAUAAAAAGAAGGAAAUUACUCCUGGCGAAAAGAAAAUUGAGAGUGCCACCACACCAAAGGAGUCGCCGUAUGCUAGCGUCCCGAAUGAUAUGUUCUAUUGCCAUUUGUGCAAGAAGCACAUGUGGGAUGCCAACUCGUUUGAGAACCACAUCAAGGGACGCACCCAUUUGAUGAUGCGUGAGGGUAUUGAGGAGAGCUAUCGUCUGAAGGCCAACAUGAUACGCCAGGAGGCUAAGAUUGCCGAGCAGCUGAAGUCGAUUGAGUUCGAUCGUUUGAAGCGCAUGGGUAAGAGCAAACAGCGCCAGUUGGAUUAUUGCACCAUGUGCGAUCUGAAUUUCCAUGGCCAUAUCUCCACCCAUCGCAAAUCGGAGGGUCAUUUGCAGCUGAAGAAGUUCUUGCAUCCCAAGUGCGUGGAGUGCAACAAAGAGUUUGCCACACGUAUCGAUUAUGACACUCAUUUGCUGUCAGCCGAUCAUCUGAAGAAGGCUGCUGAGAACAACACGAAGGUGGGCGAGCGCAAGCGUCAGACUCUGCCCAUAAGCACCGCUGAGGAAGAAACACGCGAUCUCCGUCCACCACAGAAGCGCAAGAAGAAGCCCGUGAAGAAGGAAGGCGAGGAAACUACAGAAGUCAAGAACGAAAAAGAAGAGGGUGCCGAAGGUGAGGAAGCUGAAGGCGAGGAGCCCAAAGAAGGCGAAGAGGCUGCUGAUGAAACCAAGGAGGGCGAAGAUCUCAACGAGAGCCAGGAAGAGGAAGAGGUUGCUCUGCCUGUUGAUCCCGAGGAUUGUAUUCUUGACUUUUCCGAAGGCGAUGAGAUACCCAGUGAAGUAGACACACGUUUGCCCAAAUACAAUUGGCAGCGCCCCGUUGGUCCUGGCCUGAUCUCAAAGCUGGAGUGCUUUGAGUGUGCUGUGUGCAGCAAGUUCUUUGACACAGAAGUCACCGCCGAGAUUCACUCUCGCACCGCCACUCAUCAUCGCAACUUCCUCAAGUUCAUCAAUGAGAAGUCCAGCGAUACCAAGAUCGCACAAAAGCGCGCUGCUGCUGCCCUUGAGGAGAAUGAGCGCAAGAAGCGCAAAAUCGAGGAGACCGAGACUCCAGCUGCUGAGGGCGCUACCGAGGAGACAGCCGAAGCUGGCGAGGGAGAGCUCUACGAUCCAUCGGAGGCCACUGGCGACGAUGAAGACUUCGAGAUGGUUGAGAAUGCUGAAGGCGAGGAAGAAGCCGGCGAAGAGGAGCUUGUCGGUGAUGAGAACGGUGAGGAGAUGGAGACCCAGGAAGACGAAGAAGUAGAGCCAGAGCCGGAACCGGAACCGGAGCCAGAGCCAGCUCCAGUACCAACUCCUGCACCUGUUGCUCAGCCAGCUACACCGGCUAAGCCGGAGCCAGCCAAGACGCCGGCCAAGGCUCCAGCAGCAACUCCUGCUGCUGCUGCUGCCACACCAGCUGCAGCAGCCACUCCAACUCAAGCUCCAGCUGUUGCCACACCGGCUGCAGCUGCUCCUGCAGCCGAUGCCUCGCCAUCGCCGGCCAAGAAGGCAACGCCCGCCAGGGCUGCAGCCGGUCCCAAGGCAACGCCGUUACGCAAUCGCGCGCGCGGCCGUUACAACCGAUACUAGACGAAAAAGCAGGAGAUGGCGGCAAUAUUGGGCAUAAGACACAAUAUAUAGAUAUAUUAUAAUCCAUUAAUCUAAAACACACAACUUUCCACACGUUCGAGAGAAACCCCUUUACUACUGUAAGAGAGAUUUGAAAGUGGAUGCACUUCCUCACCUCACCUCCAGUUACACGGCAAAGCAAGCUCGACUUUUUUCUCUUAGUGACAUUUUCAUCCCAUUUUGCAUAAACAAUUUGUAAUUUGUAAUUGACACAGACA
Molecule: messenger RNA, 2737 nt
Organism: Drosophila hydei
Lineage: Eukaryota; Metazoa; Arthropoda; Insecta; Diptera; Drosophilidae
Gene: Pep
Product: zinc finger protein on ecdysone puffs
Exons: 5
Coding region: 294-2480 (728 amino acids)
Cellular component (GO): nucleus
Source: RefSeq, a predicted model, not a curated record